ACCACUGCUUCGAGACCACUACAGCCACCAAACUGGAAACCACAAAUGGAAAUGCCCAGCAAUCAGAAAGCAAUGAACGGAAAGCUGCCGCCAUACAAAGCCACACCAGCCGGCAGCACCCCGAGCACAGCCGCCACCACCAAGCCUCAGCAGGCUCCUGCCCAGCACCACCCGACGGCACCCACUCACCCACCAUGCCUGCGCCCACAGCCCCACGGCCACGCCUGCCGCACGCCGCCCCGCCGCUCCUGCUYCUCCUCACGGCUCUGGCCACCGCCCUCGCCUGCCAACACCUCUGGACCCCCGACGACACCUUCCCCGCCGACGCGCUCCGCCUCCUCCGCGACAUGGCUCCCAGCCACGCACAGCCCUGCCACCUGCAACAGCCGCCCUUCUUCCCCGACGCCCUCCGCCACAACAACCUCCACCCGCAACAAGCCGCCGCCGCCGCCCUACGCAUCCUCCAGCACCUCUUCCACACCCUCAGCGACAACAGCACCCGCCACCACUGGCACACCCAGCCUCACAACGACCUCCUCAACCAACUCCAGCACCACAUCCACCACCUCGAGCCAUGCCUCCGCAAUAGCACCACGCUCUUCAAGGGACCCCGCAACACGCUGCUCACCAUCAACAAGUACUUCAGGGACAUCCAACGCUUUCUACAAGCCAACAACCACAGCGCCUGCGCCUGGGACCACGUCCGCAUCGAAGCUCGCGCCUCUUUACAGCACCUCCACAACCUCACGCGCACCAUGCGCCGCUAGCACAAACACCCACGCACACCAACCCACACCCGCGCACCCGACACGCUCCCACACCACGCCUCAAACCCACCUCGCGCCUCACUCCUGCCU
Molecule: messenger RNA, 857 nt
Organism: Malurus melanocephalus (red-backed fairy wren)
Lineage: Eukaryota; Metazoa; Chordata; Aves; Passeriformes; Maluridae
Product: interferon-like
Exons: 1
Coding region: 195-767 (190 amino acids)
Biological process (GO): defense response; cytokine-mediated signaling pathway; positive regulation of peptidyl-serine phosphorylation of STAT protein
Cellular component (GO): extracellular region
Molecular function (GO): type I interferon receptor binding; cytokine activity
Source: RefSeq, a predicted model, not a curated record